Molecule: messenger RNA, 1021 nt
Organism: Coregonus clupeaformis (lake whitefish)
Lineage: Eukaryota; Metazoa; Chordata; Actinopteri; Salmoniformes; Salmonidae
Product: C-C motif chemokine 25
Exons: 5
Coding region: 150-458 (102 amino acids)
Biological process (GO): positive regulation of GTPase activity; neutrophil chemotaxis; chemokine-mediated signaling pathway
Cellular component (GO): extracellular region
Molecular function (GO): CCR chemokine receptor binding; chemokine activity
Source: RefSeq, a predicted model, not a curated record
GUGCUAACUACAUAAGAGUACCUUCCCUGCACAACCAGCAGAAUCAAGGAAACAGCAGCACUAAAGACAGCAUAUUCUCCAGAAUUGUGGUUUGAUUGCACUCUGCAGCACCAGGACCUCUUCACAGAGACACGACCACACAUCCAGCCAUGCGGUUUAGCAUUCUGUUCUUUCUCCUCCUCGCAUGUCUAUAUGUCACCCUGGCACAAGGCUCAUAUGAGGACUGCUGUUUGAAGUAUGUCAGAGGGUUGAAGAAAGCUGCUAGGAGGAUGGUGACGAGCUACAGGAGGCAGGAGACGGAUGGGGGCUGCAACAUCCCUGCUAUAGUUUUCUCCAUGAAGAGAGGCAGGUUGUUCUGUGCCGACCCCAGAGAGAAGUGGGUGAAUGAACUGAUGCUGGAAGUUGAAUCCAAGAAAAAUAAAAAGCACAUGCGGGGGCCAAAGAGGCUGAAAGGCUAGAAGUGCUGCUUUUGAGACCAUGUCUUCUAUAACCAUUUACUCAACCACCCUGCAGUGACAAGUCCUGUUUUUAAAUCAAAAAGAUUUUUAAUGAUGUCUGGUCAUUUGAGGGGACAUUUUUGCUUUUCUACUGCAAAAAUAAUCUGCUGCUUUAACAGAGACCUGCCUGGUAUGAUGCAUACUUUCUGGUACAGUAUAGUUCUGUAGUACCUGUUGAAGCCAGCCCAGCCAUUCAGUAUAUCUGUAUUUUACUGUAUAGCAACUAGCCUGUCGGAGUCAGUGCCUGUAUGAAGGGAUGUAUGUGUGUGUGUUUGUUUGCGUGUGUGUGCGUGUGUGUGUGCGAGAGUGUAUGUGUAAUUGUGUUUAGCAUAAAACCUGUAUUGAAGAUAGAGGCACCAACCCAAAAAAUUAUAAGAGCCUACAACUUUUGAAUGAACUCUGUUUGUAUUUUGUUUUCUUUGAAUGUUUUGAUAUUGUAGAUUUCUUUCUUCAAAUUAUGUCUAUUUUCUGUGCUUUUUAAUACUUGUUUUCACAAACAAAGUUUAAUAAAGUUGUUUACUGCG